CCCCCCCCCCCCCACGCGAGAAUUCUCCGACGAUUUCGUGACUCUUAGACGGGCGACUGUUCCACCGUCUACCACCAAGCGGUGGUACAGCCGUGGUCGUCAAGAUGUUCUCCUCUUUCAUUCGCGGGGUAUCCUCGGUCAAGUCGCAAGUGCCACUAUUAAGGAACCUUCGCCUCAACUACAUCUUGUUACACUAUAUCUAUAUCAUUGCGAUGACCCUAAUCACCUCGGUUAUCGUUUACCCGGGAAGCGACAUUGCUUAUAUCGAUGCGCUCUUCUUCUCAGCAGGGGCCGCCACGCAGAGUGGACUGAAUACGGUUGACUUCAACCUGUUGAGAACAUAUCAGCAGGUGGUGCUCUACUGGGUCUCCAUGCUGACAACCCCCAUUUUCAUCAAUACGGUUCUCGUCUUUGUCCGACUUUACUGGUUUGAGAAGCGGUUUCAGCACGUCGCUCGUGAUGCUCGAGCUUUGCGCCAAACCCGGUCUAGAAUGCGGACCAUUAGCGAAGACAAGGAUAACCAGAGUCAUGACCGGGAAGAGGCCGGCGUCGGGGGUCGCGCCAUUGUUGUGGUGCGCAAUAAUCAGGGGGAGGCCCAGGACCGUGAGCAACAAGACGCUAUCUAUAAAACACCAUCCGAAAGUGACUCGGGGCCAAGUUCGUCAGCGGCCAGAGAUGAGAGUGGCCAUACCUCCGAGCAAGAAUCCGAUUCCAACAACAACCUGAGGCGAGGGUUUGGGAGUCUCCGGGUUCCAGCCCAAUUGAGCCCCGAACAACACAUUGCCUUCUUGGAAAACCAACGGAGGCCCAAGGGUGCAUUGCGAAUUCCCAGUCCGAGGGAAUAUGACCGUGGUGGCGUCCCCGAGGCCUUGGAAGAAGAGGGGGUUGAAGGGGUAGAAGCCGUUCGCGAGACCAGCAAUCAAUCCGACGAUCCACCGAGCCCACGCCAUGUGGAGGAGGAUGACGAGGUAGGGCCGAUGGAGGGUCCGCAUAUUACCAUCAACGAGCCGGAUAUGAUCCGGACACGGACGAGGAAUUCCACCUUCCCCCGGUUAGACACCCGUCCAACCGUGCGCGAAACGAGGGACUUCGGCGAUCCGUCGCCUCUGGCCCGCACCACUACCCGGAGACCCACGUUCACUGGCGUGUUUCGGUCCCUGACGCAGGAGAGAGAUCGGAACACGCUUCCAUAUUUGAGCUGGAAUGCGACGGUCGGCCGUAAUUCCCAGUUCGUUGAUUUGAGCGAGGAACAACGGGAUGAGCUGGGAGGCAUCGAAUAUCGAGCACUCAAAACAUUGGCGGUCGUAUUGAUCUCGUACUAUGUCUUCUUCCAUCUGCUGGGGAUCAUCUGCUUAGUGCCAUGGAUCAUGACGACCCGGUGGGGUGCGGUCGUCACCAAUAUUGGGCAGGGACGACCUUGGUGGGCUAUCUUCACGGCUGCGUCCUCUUUCAACGAUGUGGGGUUCUCCAUCACCCCUGACUCGAUGAGUUCCUUCCAAGAAGCUAUCUUUCCCUUGCUUCUGUUGGCCUUCCUCAUCAUUAUCGGCAACACAGGCUUCCCCUGUAUGUUGCGAUUGAUCAUCUGGCUAUUGUCCAAGCUUGUGCGAAAAGAAUCUCCCUUGUGGGAGGAACUGAGGUUCCUCUUAGAUCAUCCUCGUCGCUGCUUCACCCUUCUCUUUCCCCGCAAUGCUACCUGGUGGCUGUUCGCAAUCCUGGUGGCAUUGAACGGUAUUGACUUGAUCUUUUUUAUUAUUCUGGACCUGAAAGAUUCGGCGGUCACCUCACUAUCUACCGGUAUCAAAAUCCUAGACGGCCUUUACCAGGCCGCGUGCACACGUACUGCAGGCUUUGCCGUCGUCACCAUAUCAGAAUUACACCCCGCUGUCCAGGUAUCCUACAUGAUCAUGAUGUAUAUCUCCGUUUUUCCAAUUGCCAUCUCUCUCCGGCGAACCAAUGUCUAUGAAGAGCAAAGUCUCGGGGUCUACCCUGCAGAGGAAGAUGACAACGAAGAAAACCAGACCGCGCCGAGUUAUAUUGGGGCUCACUUGCGGCGACAGCUGAGCUUCGACUUAUGGUACGUGUUCUUGGGCUUGUUUGUGAUCACUAUUGUAGAAGGAGGGCGCCUGGAGCGUCAGGACGAUUACUCUUUUCAAAUCUGGUCUGUUCUUUUCGAGGUCGUCUCCGCCUAUGGCACCGUCGGUUUGUCCAUGGGGUACCCAGGAGUCAAUGCAUCUUUCGCGAGUCAGUUUCAAACCUUGUCAAAGUUGGUUAUUAUCGCCAUGCAAAUUCGUGGUCGGCAUCGUGGUCUCCCCUAUUCACUGGACCGUGCCAUCUUGCUUCCAUCGGAGGCUUUGAACCACCAUGAAAUUGCAGAUGCCGAGCGUCGAAUGCGCCGCCGUGCCUCUAAUCUCAGCCAGAUGUCUACGGAUCGCCGGCUGUCCCAGACGCAGGAGAACGGCAUGUCUACCGGGCAUGAUCCCCGAGAUAAAAACACAUCCCCAUGGUUCAGUGGGAGCCCUAUCAUGCGUCGCCAGUCUACCAUGCGUUCCCAAAGAUCUCAGCGGUAGGACUUCGGCUAAUAUAAAAUAGAUCAAUUUUCUUGAAAGCUCCCUUUUCUUUUAUUGUGACCCUCACUCCAAUGGUCUUAAUCUUAUCUGAUUGGGUGUAACAUUUGCUUUCGGUGUUCUAGACCUUCUGUUACUGGGAUACAUUUGUCUUUUGAGCGUCGUGUCUGCCUUUUAGCGUAUCAUUGCUUGAGCGUCUACAAUGCUUUCCUUCCUAGGGCUGUAUAAUGUGGUUUUGUGCGGCAAUUUCGGAGGCUAGUUUUCUCUUCUUGUAUAUGUCCAAUUUAAGAUCAUGCAGCGGGCUGCGUGACUGAUUCUGAACGAAAUGUUUACUGUAUUAUAAGACAUCCCGCCGAUUACAAACAUCCAGGCGACCCACUGCACAAUGUGACCACCUGCCAAAGGCAUUCGAAUUAGCCAUCCCAGCGGUACAUAAGGUGCCUUAUUUGACAAGCCUUUAGAGACAAC
Molecule: messenger RNA, 3032 nt
Organism: Aspergillus caelatus
Lineage: Eukaryota; Fungi; Ascomycota; Eurotiomycetes; Eurotiales; Aspergillaceae
Product: potassium ion transporter
Exons: 1
Coding region: 105-2567 (820 amino acids)
Biological process (GO): intracellular potassium ion homeostasis; potassium ion import across plasma membrane
Cellular component (GO): plasma membrane
Molecular function (GO): high-affinity potassium ion transmembrane transporter activity
Source: RefSeq, a predicted model, not a curated record